GAACAGGGUGCACAAUAUGCUGGGACCCUCGCUGGAUGGAGGCGCUGAUCCUCGACCAAAGGCCAGGGGUCGUCCGCAGAGGAUCCUGCUGGGCAUGUGGCCCGAGGAACUCAUCCGCAGCGUCAUCAAGGCGGUGGUCUUCAGGGACUAUCGCGAGAUCAAGGAGGACAUGGGCGCCCACCAGUAUGCCAAUGGACAGGGUCAUACUUCUUAUAUUGGCGGCGGAACCACUUCGAAUGGCUAUCACAGUGCAGCGGCGGCCAAGAUGGCGGCCCAGAAUGCUUCUUUAGCUCCUCCAGAUGCAGGAAGUCCUCUGAGUUCCAUGACGGAGACCCUGCGUCGCCAGAUCCUCUCACAGCAACAACAGCAGCAACAGCAGCACCACCAGCAACAGUCGCACCACCAGCAGCAACCCUCGUCGCACCACCAACAGCAGUCGCCCCACGGACAGUCGAUGAAUAUGUAUAAAUCACCGGCUUAUCUGCAGAGAUCCGAGAUCGAAGAUCAAGUAUCCGCAGCGGCGGCCGUGGCAGCGGCGGCGGCUAAAAAUCAGCAAAGGGGUUCGGAAAAUCUCCCGGAUCUGAGUGCCCUGGGUUUGAUGGGUCUUCCCGGGCUGAAUGUGAUGCCCUCGCGAGGAUCGGGCGGCGGAAGUGGAGGUGCUGCUCCGAAUAGUGCCGCUUCCUAUGCCCGCGAGCUGUCCCGCGAAAGGGAGCGCGACAGGGAGAGGGAGCGGGAGAGAGAGCUUUCCCGGCAAUAUGGCAGCCAGUCGAGGGGAUCGAGUUCCGGUUCCGGCAGUGCCAAAUCCCUGACAGCCAGCCAAAGACCCGGAGCCGCCUCCCCCUACUCCGCCGCCCACUAUGCCAAACAUCAGGCGAGUGCCUAUAACAAGAGGUUCUUGGAGAGCCUGCCCGCCGGCAUUGAUUUCGAGGCCAUUGCCAACGGGCUGCUGCAGAAGUCGGUGAACAAGAGCCCGCGCUUCGAGGACUUCUUCCCGGGGCCCGGCCAGGAUAUGAGCGAACUCUUCGCCAAUCCCGAUGCGGCUGCAGCUGCUGCGGCGGCAGCGGCCUAUGCGCCUCCCGGCGGAGCAGGUGGAAACGGAGGAGGAGGAGCCAUCCGCGAGUCGCCGCUCAUGAAGAUCAAGCUGGAGCAGCAGCAUGCCACCGAACUGCCGCACGAGGAUUGAAUCCUGGGCAGGGGCGCAGGCCCCAGGGGGGAUGCUCACUCUUUAGGGUGGGCCCAUUAUUAGGUGAACCAAAAGAAAAAAGAGCGAUAAAAGGGGGUGCUAAGUAAUCCUUGGAUCAAGAGUAAGUAAUUAUGAUUUUAGUUAUCAAUUUUAGUUUGUAAAAUAUAUGCGUUUAAAAGGGAGUUACAUUUAUGACUGAUAUAAUAAAAAAUAAAAGAAUAAUUAGUGGAAUAAAAUACACAUUUCACUCUAACAAAUAUCAGUUUUGGCUUAGGUUUUAUUCCCUAGAAAAAUAGCCCAAAAUGUCCAAAGAUUACUGGCUUCUAAAAAAACAUUGGCCCACCCUAAAACCCAAAAAUAUACAACAUUUGGACUGCAACUUGAACCCCAACGUUUUUAGUGUCUAGUGCUUAGUUGAAGUUGCUAACUGGUUUGUACGCCUAGGCUAGUUUUAGGGCGUAACAAGAGAGGAUGGUAUAAAGUAUUAACCUAUUAUUAAAGCACACCCCAAAAUACAACACAAAACCCAACACACACACAUACAUACUUCGGAACUUUCCUGUAAGGAUAGGAUCUCGUAAUUUGUCUUAUUUAUUUUCGAGAGAAUUCGUUGCGUUGAUUGCCUUUUUUGCCACGCGAAAAGUAAUAAUAAUAAAAAUAGGUUUAACGAUUAACAAUAAACAGUAAAACGUAACCGUAAAAUAAUUAAAGUUACGAUUAGAGACUUGUGCAUUUCUUAAAUGUAGCUUAACCCUAGAAUAGUUCACAAAUACAAAAACACACACUGAAUGUUGUCAAAUCCGGUAAUUACAACUUUAUAUAUAUAAACAUACGCAAAUACUUUAGAUAUACAUAAACCCCAAAACACACAGAUAGAAGUGCAUACCCAUACGCACGUACGCAUAUACUUAUAUUAAUGGUAUUUCCAAAUGUAACUGUAAAUAAUGUACAAAUUUCCAUAGCUUUAGGCUUUGACUUAAUCUUAGACUUACCUACCCCCAAAAUACCCC
Drosophila takahashii is the source of this 2193-nucleotide messenger RNA. The record is from RefSeq and is a predicted model, not a curated record. NCBI's taxonomy places the organism in Eukaryota, Metazoa, Arthropoda, Insecta, Diptera, Drosophilidae.